Messenger RNA from Ostertagia ostertagi, 315 nucleotides. The record is from the annotation of a GenBank genome assembly. Lineage: Eukaryota; Metazoa; Nematoda; Chromadorea; Rhabditida; Trichostrongylidae.
AUGAACUUUCUAAAAUCGUCACCGAAGAGAUGGCUGUUAGACUUCGAAAGUGUCGUGUUCUUCCUAAUAUCUAUGCAAGAAGUGAUAGUGUCGAGAGACCAUCGUGAUGCUACUGUUGCGAUGGCACGUGGUCAUCAAAAGAUUCAAUCUCAACAGAAGGCUCAGAAGAAGGCUGAAGCAUUGAGAAAGUCCCAAGGCUGCGACCAGCGCGGAGCUGCUCAGAAGGCAUUGCAUCACAAAUGCGCAGUGUGCAUGGCACAGAUGCCUGAUCCGAAAACUUAUAAGCAGCACUUUGAAAGCCGAGCAGCACUUUGA